Molecule: messenger RNA, 489 nt
Organism: Phaethon lepturus (White-tailed tropicbird)
Lineage: Eukaryota; Metazoa; Chordata; Aves; Phaethontiformes; Phaethontidae
Product: tetraspan membrane protein of hair cell stereocilia homolog
Exons: 3
Coding region: 1-489 (162 amino acids)
Biological process (GO): sensory perception of sound; detection of mechanical stimulus involved in sensory perception
Cellular component (GO): plasma membrane
Source: RefSeq, a predicted model, not a curated record
AUGAGCCACUUGGCAGAAGACGGCCCUUGGGCAGCUCGCCUUGGGUUUGUUGCAACUCCCAUGGCAAAGCCGCAAGGGCGACGUGCCGAGGGCCCCGUGGCCGGGCUGCAGCGGCCGUCGAGGGCGUCUACCGGGCUGAUGAUCGGCUGCUUGAUCUAUCCCGACGGCUGGGACUCGAGCGAGGUGAAGCGUCUGUGCGGGGACAAAACGGACAAGUACACGCUGGGCGCCUGCACCGUGCGCUGGGCGUACAUCCUCUGCAUCAUCGGCAUCCUCGACGCUCUCAUACUGUCCUUCCUGGCCUUUGUGUUGGGGAACCGGCAGGACAACCUCCUCCCGUCUGAUUUUAAAGUGGAGAGUAAAGUCACAGGCAUUAACAUAGAAAAUGACACCGAGAUCAGAAACUAUUUUGACUAUCUGGGCACAGGAAAGGAAAAAGUAAAGGGACAGGACAUUUUGGAGGAAGAAAUAAAGGAUACUAACAUCUAG